Molecule: messenger RNA, 3166 nt
Organism: Poecile atricapillus (Black-capped chickadee)
Lineage: Eukaryota; Metazoa; Chordata; Aves; Passeriformes; Paridae
Gene: IKBKE
Product: inhibitor of nuclear factor kappa B kinase subunit epsilon
Exons: 20
Coding region: 241-2394 (717 amino acids)
Biological process (GO): peptidyl-serine phosphorylation
Cellular component (GO): cytoplasm
Molecular function (GO): ATP binding; protein serine/threonine kinase activity
Source: RefSeq, a predicted model, not a curated record
UGCAAUCCGGGGGUUUCUGUUCCCGGGCUGGGGAGGCGCCGCUCGCUCCGCGCUCCUUCUCUCCCGACUCCUGGCACCUCCCGGGGGUUUGCUGGCAGCCCCGGCAGGUCCCGGCCGCCCUGAGGGUUCGGUCCAUGCUCGGGCUCGGUGCCGGUGCUGCCGGGGAGGGGGCCCGGGGAGCGGCCGGGGCCGGGCACACGGGGCCGAGGGCCGGGGCGAGCCCCGCGCUUCCCGCUGGACAUGCAGAGCACCCCAAACUACCUGUGGAGCACCGAGGACCUCCUGGGCCAGGGGGCCACGGCCUCUGUCUACAAAGCUCGCAACAAGAAAUCGGGGGAGCUGGUUGCCGUGAAGGUCUUUAACAAUGCCAGCUACCUGCGGCCCCACGAGGUCCAGAUGAGAGAGUUCGAGAUGCUGCGGAAGCUGAACCACAAAAACAUUGUCAAAUUAUUUGCCGUGGAGGAGACAGGCAGCAGCAAGCAGAAGGUGCUGGUGAUGGAAUAUUGCUCCAGUGGCAGCCUGCUGAAUGUGCUGGAAGACCCAGCCAAUGCUUUUGGCCUGGCUGAGUCCGAGUUCCUCAUCGUGCUGCAGUGUGUGGUGGCAGGGAUGAACCACCUCCGUGAGAACGGCAUCGUCCACAGGGACAUCAAACCCGGCAACAUCAUGAGGCUGGUGGGGGAGGACGGGCAGAGCAUCUACAAACUGACGGAUUUCGGAGCCGCCCGAGAGCUGGAGGAUGACGAGAAGUUUGUGUCUGUCUAUGGGACAGAGGAGUACCUCCACCCUGACGUGUACGAGCGAGCCGUGCUGCGCAAGCCGCAGCAGAAGGCGUUCGGUGUCACCGUGGACCUGUGGAGCAUCGGUGUCACCUUUUACCACGCUGCCACCGGCAGCCUCCCCUUCGUGCCCUUCGGGGGACCCCGCAGGAACAAGGAGAUCAUGUACAAAAUCACCACGGAGAAGCCUCCUGGGGCCAUUGCAGGGAUCCAGAGGCAGGAGAACGGGAGCAUCGAGUGGAGCUACGAGCUGCCCAUCACCUGCCGCCUCUCCACGGGGCUGAAGGACCAGCUGAUCCCAGUCUUGGCAAAUAUCCUGGAGGUGGAUCAGGAGAAAUGCUGGGGAUUCGACCAGUUUUUUGCAGGAACCAACGACAUUUUGCACAGGAUCGUGGUGGACGUGUUCUCCCUGCAGCAGGCGUCCUCCCACCGCAUCUACAUCCACUCCUACAACACUACCGCCAAGUUUUUAGACGCCGUCUUCAAACAGACAAAUAUAGCCCCUCACCAUCAGGAAUAUUUUUUUGAAGGACACCUGUAUGAGCUGGAUCCCAAUCUACAAGCUCAUAAUUUCUGCAGAACCACAGAGAGCAGCCCCCUGACCCUGCUGAGCACCUCUGAGCAGCCCGAGGACGUGCUGGGGGUGCUCUACAGAGACCCGGCGCUGGAUUUCCCCAAGCUGGUGCCCAGGGUGGACGUGGUGGCCGACUGCAGCGCAGCCAAGAGCGCCGUGGGUGCCGCUCACCAGACCCUGCGCGUGGGGCAGGCGCUGCGGAGGGGCCGCGAGCUGCUGGCCAGGGGUCUCCAGUGGGUGAUAGGGAACCUGAGAAGCGAGUGCUGCAGGAUUUUGGAGCAGAGGAGAGGGGCUCAGUCCGUGCUGGCCUGCCUGCAGCUCACCCAGGGGAAGACACUGGUGCUCUUCCAGGCUGUUCCUGGGGGCAGCAGGGACCCGGCUGGGCUGGAUGUGCUGGAGACAAAGCUGCAGAGGGUGGACCAGGAGCUCUCCCAGUGCUCCCACAGCAUCUUUGACUUCCAGGGGGCCCUGGAUGGGAUUUUGGCCGAGCUGCUGAAGGACAGGCAGCAGGUGCACGAGGACAAGAGCAUCCAGCAGAUGGAGUGCUGCCUGGAGAAGAUGCAGGGGAUCUACAAACAGUUCAAGAAGGCCAGGACGUGUCUGAGGCUGGGCUACAACGAGGAACAGAUCCACAAGCUGGAUAAGCUGAAUUUGGGGAGCCUGGCCAGGAGAGUUGUGUCCAUUUUCCAGAGCGAUUGUGUCCAGCAGUACCAGGAGGCGCUGGCCCUGCACAGCAGCAGGAUGAGGAAAGUUUGUGAGAUCAAGAAGCACCUGAAGAGGCUCAGCAACCGCAUCAGUGCCUGCAGCGUGGAGAUGAUGGAGUGCCAGGGCUGCCUGCAGGGUGCUCUGGACAGGCUUCUCCAGAUGGAGAGAUGGAAUUUGGCCCUGGCUCCUCCCGUGCCUUCCCCCGUCCCCCUGAGCCAGGAGAUGGCUCUGAGGAUGCAGGAGCUGCUGGAGCAGAUGAGGUCGGUCACCUGCGAUCUCCAGCUCAACAACAGCAUCAUCGAGCGGUUGGGUGGGGCUGCUCCCACUCCCAGCGUUUGAGGGACACGGUGAAGGUGCAGCUGCUGAAGCAAAACCACUUCCAACCUCGGGGAAUUCGCAGGAGCCGUCGGAUUUCCGUGCCCUGGGAGCUCUCUGUGUGCUACCUCUGUGCUCCAGCACUCUUCACAUCCAUCAGCUCCCAGUGCCCUGAGCCUCUGGAAGUUUGGCUGGAAAAAAUGAGUGGGGUUUUAUCUUUUUCUUGUUAAAAAACGCUUGAAGGACUUGGCGUUUUUAUGGUUUCUGUGUCACUGUGUCAGACGAGGAAGAAGAAGAGGCUUCACCUUUCAUCCUCUUACUUAUUUAGGAAUUAUUCCCACUUUUAACGUGCUGGAGGGGGGAUGCUGGUGGCUCUGAGUGCUUGGAGCUGGGAAGACAUUCCCAACCCUUCCCUGCUUUUAUGUUUCUGGAGAAACUGGAUGGAGGAGGAGCACAUCCCUCCCACCUUGUCCCUCGGGAAUCGCCCGGAGAUCUGCGGGAGGGCUCUGCUGGCCCGCUCUGGACCCUUUUUAGGGGCAGCCGCUCUGCUCUGGGUUCCCGACUGGGUUUUGACCUUGGGGUUGAUGAGGAGCCGAAAUUCCCUGACCACCAGCCAGGGCAGUGUGUGGAGCAGCGAUAGGGACUGCUGGGAUCCGGGAAUGGGAGAUGGGAUCGGGAGAUGUUUGUGGGAAGGGUCAGCACCGCUGCUCCUCAGCCACCCCCCUGCCUGUCCCCAGCGUCAUUUAUGGGCUGUCACCCCCAUCCCACAGCCCCAGCCCAUGGAGCAGCUUCCAAA